This is a messenger RNA of Cyclopterus lumpus (lumpfish), 1764 nucleotides long. RefSeq names its product troponin T2e, cardiac (gene tnnt2e). Gene Ontology annotation, molecular function: tropomyosin binding; troponin C binding; troponin I binding. Gene Ontology annotation, cellular component: troponin complex. The transcript has 12 exons. Bases 205 to 1764 code for a protein of 519 amino acids. The record is from RefSeq and is a predicted model, not a curated record. Gene Ontology annotation, biological process: regulation of muscle contraction; cardiac muscle contraction; sarcomere organization. Lineage: Eukaryota; Metazoa; Chordata; Actinopteri; Perciformes; Cyclopteridae.
CAUAAAACUUUCUAAGAUCAAAGUAUAGGUCAGAAUAUAAAAGUUAAGAAAAUGUGUAUUUAUGAAUAUAUUUUAUUUUCUAUGUUAUAAUAGGAGGGAAACUGUUCAAACACAACAUUUCUUCAGACUCCUUUUUGGCUCAGAGACAAAUUUGACUUAAAAUGGCAAGUACACAGUACAAGAGAAGGACAGAAGAAAGAAGACAUGGCAGUCCAAAACAUGGAAUUAAAUUCCAUGUUUUGGGAGGUUGAACCUCCAAUGAACUUUUAUCUAAGUUCACUGGAGGAGCAAGUACGAUGUGACUUGAAGAACAGCGAGGCAACACUCACCCAGACUCCAUCUAAGGGGAGAGUCCUUCUAAACAUCAGUGAGGGCUGCCUGCAGCAGAUCCUGGAUCUUCUCCAAGAAAAGAACAAAAGAGAUAUGCAGAAGGAGAUGUGUUGCCUUACAUCCCAUCUGCAUGAAGCUAAACAGGGCCAAUCUCCAUGCAAGGAAACCGAGUUAGUAAAAUAUCUUCUUAUAAAGACCCACACCAAGCUGCAGAGUGCUCAUAGGAACCUUGACCAGCAGACCUCCAUCAUCAAUGAACAGCAAAUAAAGUUGGCACAUAUAGUGGACGAAAAAGAGGCCCUUCAAAAGGAACUAGAGGCUAAGAAGCUGGAGCUCCGUCAGAUGAUGGCAGGGGCUAAAGCCAAACGUGGAGUUGGCGUUACAGUUAGUUUGAGAAGCCCUCAAAAGACGAGGCCGCCAAAGCAAAACGUGUCUUCCACCAAGACCAGCUGGACCAUCAAAGAGGAGACCAACAACCUCUUGGCUGCUGCGAUGAAGGCAGAGCAUCUGCUGGAGCUGCGUUGCAUCGAGUGGCAGGUGGUAAAGACCUCCCUCCUUAAAACCACAGGCAACAGGCAGCAGGCUCUGCACCAACAGAAACAGGAGCGGGAGACUAGUGAGAGCGUCUGGAAGACCCAGCUUGAAGAUCUCCAGACCCAGAUCACCACGAUGAAGCGGAAGAAAAAGUGGUACAAAUGUUUCAUACCAUGCUGGUCAUUCAAAUCCAAGAUGUCUGACGACAAAGUAGUUGAUGAGAUGCUGGAGGAAGAUGACUCCAAACCCAAACCAAAGACAUUUGCUCCAGCUCCAACUGUGCCGAAGUUACCAGAGGGAGACAAAGUCGACUUCGAUGACAUCCACAGGAAGCGUCAGGAGAAGGAUCUGACGGAGCUGCAGUCUCUGAUCGAGGCCCACUUCAUUCAGAGGAAGAACGACGAGGCGGAGCUCGUCGCUCUCGUUACCAGGAUUGAGAAGCGUCGUACCGAAAGGGCCGAACAGCAGAGGAUCCACGCUAAGAAGGAGAAGGAGAGACAGGCUCGAGUUGCGGAAGAAAAGGAGAGGAAGGAGCUGGAGGAUGCCCAGAAGAGGCAGGAUGAGGACAUCAAGAAGAAGAAGGCUCUGACGAACAGGACUCAGCAGUAUGGUGGUGUCCAGCAGAGGCAAGAGGGGAAGAAGGGAGUGAAAAAGCAGACUGAGAGAGAGAAGAAAAAGAAGAUCUUGGCAGACAGGAGGAAACCUCUCAUCGUCGACAAUCUCAAUGAGGAAAAAGCUAAGGAGAAGGCCAGUGAGUUGUGGGAGUGGCUGUUGACCCUGGAGUCCGAGAAGUUUGACCUCAGCGAGAAACUGAAGAAACAGAAAUAUGAGAUCAAUGUACUCCAGUCCAGAAUCAGUGAGCAGCAGAAGUUCGCCAAAGGAGGCAAGAGCAGGAGAUAG